AUGGCUAUUGAAAGUACAUUUGACAAAAGAUGCCUAUCCAUUGCAGCACCAACUGAAUUAUCGUUUAUGACAGCCACAAUAUCUAUCGUGUUUAUCCUGACCAAUAUUCCUGGAAACAUCCUCGUCAUCUUGGCUGUUUUUUUCGAUCCAAAUAAAAACUUACGAACUCCAUUCAACUGGUUGGUGGUAAAUUUAGCUGCUGCUGAUUUAAUUAUUGGCUUUAUCACUGAGCCUUUCUCUGUUUAUUAUCAUAUCAAAGAAGGCCUGAAAAAGAGCAGCGUUGCUGAGGAGUUAAUAACCAUCCAUAUGGUUUACUUUAUCUCAUGUACUGCCUCGGUUCUCAGUCUUACAAGUUUGGCAGUUGAAAGAUAUCUUGCUGUGCGAAAACCGAACACUUAUCGUACUAAAGUGACUAAUAAGCGAAUUGUGUUAACAAUAGUUAUGAUUUGGUUGAUCUCGUUGAGUUUACCUAACAUUUAUCUCGAUGUUGGUUUUACUACUUACGGCUUCAUAUUUGCAAAUACCUCUAUUGCAAUUACUGUUUUAAUCACCACCAUAACGUACACCUUAAUGAGGCAAAAGAUCAAUAAAGGAAUUACCAAAAAUGCAAGAAAAAAGACUGCAGCAUCAACAUCAACAGAUUUUGUCAUUACAAAAACAGAUUCCCCAAAUGUUAUCAUCCACAGCAGAGAAUUGUUGGAAACUAACCAAACUCCUCCAUCAAUUUCCACCGAAGCAAACAACUCACCAUCGCAAGAGCGAAAUCAGCUUCCAACGGUCGAUAUAAACCUAAGUACCUCGAAUGCUAUCACUAAUAGCCGACAACUGCUGGAAGAGAAGAUUACUAAAAUGUUCCUAAUCGUUCUCAUAGCUCUGUUGUGUUGCUAUGGACCAUCAACUAUAAUGAUGUACUUGGUAAACUUCUGCGAAGAUUGCAGUUGUAUCACCCUUCAGUGGUGUCGUGACGUCCAUAUAAUGUUCGCUCUUAUGAACUCCAGCACUAAUUUUUUCUGCUAUGCUUUAAGAUGCAAUAGAUUUCGAAGCGCGUUUUUCAAAUUGUUAAAAAUUAACCGUUGA
This is a messenger RNA of Paramuricea clavata, 1077 nucleotides long. The record is from the annotation of a GenBank genome assembly. Lineage: Eukaryota; Metazoa; Cnidaria; Anthozoa; Malacalcyonacea; Plexauridae.